Molecule: messenger RNA, 5316 nt
Organism: Neocloeon triangulifer
Lineage: Eukaryota; Metazoa; Arthropoda; Insecta; Ephemeroptera; Baetidae
Product: 5-hydroxytryptamine receptor-like
Exons: 7
Coding region: 600-2168 (522 amino acids)
Biological process (GO): adenylate cyclase-activating adrenergic receptor signaling pathway
Cellular component (GO): membrane
Molecular function (GO): G protein-coupled amine receptor activity
Source: RefSeq, a predicted model, not a curated record
CGCUCGCUCUCUCUCGGCGUUUGUGCUACUCGACUUGGGGCCGCCGCCGAUCAGAGACGUCUGCUCGCUGGCUGGUCGUCGUCCGUACGUCGGUCGGCCGCGUGCGUCGCCCCAAAGGGAGAGCGCUCGAAUAAUUGGUCUUUGCGAUUGGAGGGCGCCAAGGGUGUGAUGGUGACCUAGUCGGCCGCCGCGCUCUUUCUUCCCUCUUCCUUUCUUCUUCUCAACUCGGAACCGAAGGGAGAAAAGGGAGUUCCUUCGUCACAGAGAGACAGACAGGCAACGAGAUUGUCAACAAGUUCGAACUCUUGUUUGUGCCCCGGGUGAAACUCCUUUACCAAUACUCUUACAAAGCAGGGCGGACGUUUUCGGCGGCAAACUGUUGAAAUUCCAUCACUCGCUUUUGGCAUCGACAAAUAAUAAUAACCAGCAAAAAAACGCUUCCAAGUCGUCCUCCAACCAGUCCAACCUCUUUUCAUGAAAGUACUUCAAUAACGAUUUACGUGAAACGCGUUGGCACCAUCGUCAUCCAAAGAAAAGUGAGUUGAUUGGAGCGCUUGCACUUUGUUGAACCAGCGGCUUCCCUUGGAAUAGCCUGAAAAAUGGCCUCUAGUCGCAUGGCCGUGGCAGCUGCCCUGGCGCUGGCCACCUCGACAGUGCGGGCGCUGCGCACGAUGGACCAACAGUCGGACAAUUGGCUCAGCAGCAGCAGCAGCUGCGAUAACUCGACGACCAACAGCACGAUUUCGUCUGUUUGCUCCAACGACACCUUUGGGAAUUUCACGUCGCUCGAUGGAAACUCAACUCGGGGUGCUCCAGCCGAGCCCGACUCGCUCACUGACGUCAUCUUUAUGGCCGUCACUUCAGUCAUCCUCGGCCUCAUGAUCUUAAUAACAGUAAUAGGCAAUGUGUUCGUGAUCGCUGCCAUUCUAUUGGAACGUCACCUGCAGAGCGUGGCCAACUAUUUGAUUGUGUCGCUCGCCGUCGCCGAUCUGAUGGUGGCCUGCCUGGUCAUGCCUCUGGGCGCCGUGUAUGAGAUAAGCAAAGGGUGGAUCCUGGGUCCUGAGUUGUGCGACAUGUGGACUUCCAGCGACGUCCUCUGCUGCACGGCGUCUAUUUUGCACCUGGUCGCCAUCGCUGUUGACAGGUACUGGGCGGUAACUAACGUGGACUACAUUCAAAACCGCAACGGCAAGCGGAUCGGCAUCAUGAUCCUGCUGAUCUGGAGUGUGGCGAUAGUGGUGUCGUUGGCGCCGCAGUUUGGCUGGAAGGACCCCGGUUACCUUGACCGAAUAAACCUGCAGCAAAAGUGUCUGGUGUCGCAGGACAUUGGCUACCAGAUAUUCGCAACAUGCUCGACCUUCUAUGUGCCGCUGUUGGUGAUCCUCGUCCUGUACUGGAAGAUUUUCCAAACGGCGCGCAAGAGGAUCCGUCACAGGGUAGGCAAGGCCCCCACCCCCACGCUCAACAACUCGACACCCCCGGCCAAACGCAAGAAGCGGAAAAACAAAAAGGAGGAGGCCGCGGCCGCCCUGACGGUGGCCGUCACCACGACGACCACCCUGGAGCGACCUGAGGAGGAGCGGCACCCUCAGGAAAGCACCACCGCCUUCACCAUCAGCGUGCCGCCCCUCUCGGCGCCGGCCACCCCCGCCUCCAUCGCUCCACCCUCCACGAACGUCUCCCCUGAAAAGUCAUCGACCAACAACGGCUCGGCCAGCCACCAGAGCCACAUCAGCGACAUGAGCAGGGUGGAAAUCCUGCAGAAGGACCUCGGUGGGGGCAGUUCGCGGAGGCUGGACGCCCCUCCAACCCCCACCGUGGCCAUCAUCGACCAGCCCAAGUCGGAUCCGAUCAAGGAGAGACGCGAGCGGAAGGAGACUAUGGAGGCGAAGCGGGAGCGAAAGGCGGCCAAGACGUUGGCCAUCAUCACUGGGGCCUUCGUCAUUUGCUGGCUGCCCUUCUUCAUCAUGGCCCUGCUGAUGCCCCUGUGCGAGUCGUGCUACAUGAACGACUACAUCGCCAGCUUUUUCCUCUGGCUCGGCUACUUCAACUCGACGCUGAAUCCAGUGAUCUACACCAUAUUUAGUCCCGAGUUUAGACAAGCGUUCAAGCGAAUUUUGUGCGGAUCCAGCGCUAGAUCUAAUUAUAGGCCGCGUAAGUUUAGAUAAAUAAUUAUAUUUAAAUCUCGUUAUUUUCGUAAAUAAUUAAUGAUUAAAAAGCGCAAAAAAAUAAUACAAUUUUUCGGUGAUCCGCCUCUUGAUGUGUCAGAGCUCACACACCACCAGCCGGAUCGCAGAUGGGUUUUUUUAUCCGAAAUAUUAUAAUACUUAGAGCGCGUGUUGACCAUCGUUAUCUCCCUAUUAUGCUUGUAUGAGCCUCACUUGCAUAUUAUGUGAGAUAAAAACGCGCCCGCACUCGUUUUGCAAUUCAAAAAGCCGUGAAACAUAGGGUAAAAAAAGUGAAUUUCGGUGCAAUAUCAGAGUCUGAAUCAAAAGUGUGUUGCACUGCUCGCCACAUAACUUAUUUUGCAAGUCGCCAAUGUACAGAAAAGUGAAAGUGUAAAUAAAUUGUACAUAAUUAUACGUAAUUAGCGGAAAACAUACAAGGUUGAAAACCCCAAAAUAGAAUGAAAAUGGUUCCUUUUUCUUAAAAAUUACAUGUUGUUGUUCACUGCUGUGUGCGUGUAAAUAUACAUUAAACAAAAUUUAAUCUCUCUGAAGGGAUUAAAGCUGGUCAUGUUUGAAAUCGGUGCUACAAACCCCACACUAAAUGGUGUUGCAAAUCGUGCAUGACAAAUUACCAGCUUGCAAAGGUACUCCGCGUGCAAAGUUAGUUCUGGCGACGCCGCCACGGGCUUUCGGAAGAUUAGUAGUGCGCGCAAGAUGCUGCUCCGAUGUAUGUAAAUAUAAUCACAUCACAAUUGCCCUGUUAGCUCCACCCAUAUAGGUAGUGUGUAUGUGUGCAAGCGUGUUGCAUUAAUUUGCAAAAGUAAUUUAUUUCUUCCAUCUCACGCGAGAGAGAAUUGCCAGCUUUGAGGGUUAUCUGUGAUUUUUAAGACCCUCUGCAAAUGAGAAAAAUUAAAGUCAGAUGCAGUUCUUCAUCUUUCAUUAUAACUAGCAUUCAAAAAUGAAUAAUUGAUUUGGAUGGGGGGAAAUGUGAUUUUUUUCUGUUGAUAACGAACCAAAAGAAGUUUUAUUUUGUAAGAAAAUAGUAUUUUUCAGUUGAAAAUUGGUGAUCUACAAUUUAAAAGAGAAAGAAUAAAUAUCAGAGAAGCUCUUACGAAGUGGUUGUAGGUUCAAUUAGGGCUUUAAAAAGUUAAACCAGAAAUUUUAAAUUGAAUGAAAUUUAAGUCUCUUUGGAAAUGUAAAAUAUUGCGAUUUUGGCUAAAAAAAAUCCAUUUAAGGUGUUAAACUUUCAGUAGAGAGACGUUUUUAUUUACAAAGAAGUUUAAUCAUCCUGUCAAUUUAUUUAUGAAACACGUGCAAAAUCAUGAUUCUUUUGUAUCCCUCUCCCGAGCUAUAUUCAUGACAUCAAUUUUAAAUUAGGUUUUUGAAUUUAUAUUUAUUUAUAGAUAAGAUUACUGUUAAAACUUGUAGAAGAAAACGGUUUACUCUGAUAAUACCAGGGUGCGUCCAGGAAAGAUUUGAGGGUAAAUGUUAAAAAUUUUUCUUGAAAACAUGCCAUUCCAAUUUUCAAGUAUGUUGUUGGGGUGGUCAAGAGGCCUCGCUCACCAAAUUUUCAAGUCAAAAUAAGGGGUGCUUUUCCGGGAAAUCAGAUUUUUCCAAAAACAAAAAAUAUGGAAUAUCUUUGCUCCUAUUGAGAAAUUAUUAAUGAUAUUUUCACUUCCAGUCGUAACUUUUUACGCCCGACAACUUUUCUGUUGACAACUUUUGCGUAGGUCAAAGGUCAAGGUCACUAAAUUGCAAAUUUCACUUUCUGACGCAAUUUUCGCAAAGAAGCACCCCUCAGAAAUUUUUCGCAGUAUAGGAAAAAAUGUAGCCCCAAGUGUGUAGAACAACAUCCUUGAUUUCCAGAAUGGCAUUAUUUUUAGUUUUUUAAUUAAUUUUAAAUGAAUAUUAAAAAACAGUGAAAAAUCGCUUUUCCGCAAUAGAAAGUAAUUUUCAAACAGCGAUAACUCAUUUUCUGUUAGAGAUACGCAAAAAUGUUAUAGAACGAAAAGGAUUUGUUUUGACUUUUUGCAUCCAGCCAUGUAUUGUUUAUACAGGUCAGGUCAUUUGGGGUCAUUGACCUCGGUGACCUGUGACCUUUUAGAGCAGUUUACUGAAUAUUUGGCACGUAGUUAAGAAGAACUAUUUUAUGGAAUGGUUUGAAUAAGCUCAUUUCCCACAAAUUAUUUUUAGAGGUCACAGGUCACCGAGGUCAAUGACUCCAAAUGACCUGACCUGUAUAAACAAUACAUGGCUGGAUGCAAAAAGUCAAAACAAAUCCUUUUCGUUCUUUAACAUAUUUGCGUAUCUCUAACAGAAAAUGAGUUAUCGCUGUUUGAAAAUUACUUUCUAUUGCGGAAAAGCGAUUUUUCACUGUUUUUUAAUAUUCAUUUAAAAUUAAUUAAAAAACUAAAAAUAAUGCCAUUCUGGAAAUCAAGGAUGUUGUUCUACACACUUGGGGCUACAUUUUUUCCUAUACUGCGAAAAAUUUCUGAGGGGUGCUUCUUUGCGAAAAUUGCGUCAGAAAGUGAAAUUUGCAAUUUAGUGACCUUGACCUUUGACCUACGCAAAAGUUGUCAACAGAAAAGUUGUCGGGCGUAAAAAGUUACGUUUGGAAGUGAAAAUAUCAUUAAUAAUUUCUCAAUAGGAGCAAAGAUAUUCCAUAUUUUUUGUUUUUGGAAAAAUCUGAUUUCCCGGAAAAGCACCCCUUAUUUUGACUUGAAAAUUUGGUGAGCGAGGCCUCUUGACCACCCCAGCAACAUACUUGAAAAUUGGAAUGGCAUGUUUUCAAGAAAAAUUUUUAACAUUUACCCUCAAAUCUUUCCUGGACGCACCCACCAUACCGAUAAAUUUCAAGCAUUUAUCUGGCAAAAAACUUUCAAAACUCUUGAAAAUAAUUUUCAGUUGAAAUAUUAUUCAUUCUAAACAACAUGCAGCAAAAAGGUCACAAUUAACGCAAUAUAUCUAAGCCUAUAUUUUUAUUUUUAAUUCUAAUCGGUGAAAAUAGUGAGUGUGUGAAUAAAAGAAGGAAAAAAUGUGGAAAAGGUCAAAUUUCAGGGUAAUAUGUUAUAGUCAAACUUCAUCCGUUCAAUGAAAGUUGAUUAAAAGGAGUGGCAAUUUUUCACUGCAUACAAGUGUUUAGCAUUCC